Messenger RNA from Pistacia vera, 1182 nucleotides. RefSeq names its product zinc finger BED domain-containing protein RICESLEEPER 1-like. NCBI's taxonomy places the organism in Eukaryota, Viridiplantae, Streptophyta, Magnoliopsida, Sapindales, Anacardiaceae. Bases 1 to 1182 code for a protein of 393 amino acids. Gene Ontology annotation, molecular function: DNA binding; protein dimerization activity. The transcript is spliced from 2 exons. The record is from RefSeq and is a predicted model, not a curated record.
AUGGAUGACUCCAUAUUUAGAACUCGUGUUGCAGUGAGGUAUGUGAGGUCUUCUCCAACAAGGUUAAUGAGAUUUAAGGAGUGCAUGGAAAAAGAAAAAAUUGAAAGUAAGAAUCAUUUGGUGCUUGAUAUAGAAACAAGGUGGAACCCUACUUACUUGAUGUUGGAUGCCGCAAUUAAAUUCCAAAAAGCAUUUGACUUAUUGGAAAUAGACUAUAGUAAGUACAAAGAUGAGCUUUCUAGUGGGCACAAGUCAAGGGGUUUGCCUACUUAUAGUGAUUGGGAAUAUGCCCGGUACUUGUUACCCUUUCUGAAAAUUUUCUAUGAUGCUACCGUAUGUGUGUUCGACUCUUUUUACGUUACUGGUAAUGAGUACAUGCGAGAGAUAUAUGACAUUGGGAUGAAGAUUUCAGAAUGGUCUCAUAGUCAUGAUCUUAACUUAAGUUCUACAGCGGUAAGAAUGAAGGGAAAAUUUGACAAAUAUUGGUCAAAUGUUGAUAAUAUCAAUAUAAUGUUAUUCAUUGCGGUUGUUCUGGAUCCUAGGGACAAGUUAGAAUAUGUUGAUUGGGUGAUUGGUGAGUCCUAUGAUGCUUUUGCUACUGAUAAGUUAAAGAAAAAAGUGAUGGAAACUUUGCUGUCUUUAUUUAACCAUUACGAUUUGUGUAAGGUGGCUAGGGGUCUUACUACGCAGUCAAGUCAACAAUCUCCAAGUGCAAGUGCACUUGAUGAUUGUGAUGUUGAUAUUGAUCCUCAAGAAUACAUGAGGGUUAAGUUUAAAAAGCGAAAGGCUAGAAACCAAGCUAAUCAGCCUAAAUCAAAGUUGGAUGAGUAUUUAGUGGACGACCUUGAAGAUGACAACGACAAGACAUUUGAUCUCUUGAAAUGGUGGAAGAUGAAUUCAACAAAAUAUCAAGUUCUCUCUUUGAUGGCACGAGAUGUAUUGACUAUGCAUAAUUCAAUUGUUGCAUCUGAGUUGGCUUUUAGUACGGGGGGUCAUGUAUUGGAUCCAUUUCGUAGCUCCCUUACUACGAAAAUGGUGGAGGCUCUUAUCUGCACACAAGAUUGGAUUCAGACUACGUGUGCACCGUUAGCCAUUGAGGAGACCUUGGAUGAGUUAACGAAAAUUAAGUCGGAAUUUCCAUCUUUAAGAAUAGAAAGUACUCAUCCUCAACUAAAUGAUUGA